AUGACGACCAUUGGCUGUACUGGAGGGCAAGCUCCCAUCCUAACUAUGGAAUUUUUUCGAAAUAUUAAUUAUGAUGCCACGAUACCUCCCUACGAACAGGGAUCCAUUGAUCAAGGGUAUAAUUGGCAUAUGAAAGAACCACAAAGAGAUCUGGAUGAUAAUCUAAUCGGCAUGUAUUCGCCACAGUCUCUACCCCCUAGCAUUGCUGCAUUAUUAUCAGUCAACUGCGAUUUGAGAAUGCUCGUGGAGAAGAGAUACUCCUUUGCAUUUGGAAUUGCAGAACCAAUGGUGUUCUUUAAUUUUGAGCUGGAUACUCUCUUUCUUAGCCAUAGAGAUAUGCACAUCGCCUCCAAUAAACUGAGUUUCUACAAUUCACUGGUUUACGGGCUAGAUGGUGGAAGACAGAAAGAUUGGGAAAAGGUCAAAUUCCUAGCCAUAGAAGUCCUGGUUACCGAGUUUUCUGGAGUGGGUCGUGAAAACAAACAUGACAUCGAUUUUGUCAAGUUCAUAUCCGUCAUUUUUUGUUAUUUUACAAGUCUCAAGGAAUUGACGGUGGUGUUCAAAGACCAUUCUAAAGCCGUCCGUCUUCAUGGCGCAAUUACAGUCCUGCAAUGGGGAUAUGUUGAAGACUUACAAGACUUCGAAAAUUACAAUCUUAGCCCGGCUCCCAGACUUGCGUACUACGAUGAGAUUAAACUGCUACUUUCACGGAUUUCGAUUUCUGCGAGAAAUAUAGAAAAGCUUACAGGAGCCCCUUUUCACGUUCCGGAGGUCGAAUCAAUGUUCCAAAAGGUGGUUCUCGGAUCGGGCUGGCAGAGAGCAUUAGAGGAUGCACGCCAAGACUACCUGAGAAGUUCAUCAUGA
Botrytis byssoidea is the source of this 864-nucleotide messenger RNA. RefSeq lists its product as uncharacterized. NCBI's taxonomy places the organism in Eukaryota, Fungi, Ascomycota, Leotiomycetes, Helotiales, Sclerotiniaceae. The transcript has 2 exons. The record is from RefSeq and is a predicted model, not a curated record. The coding region runs from base 1 to 864 and encodes 287 amino acids.